AUGAAAAGACAGGAGAGAAGGGUGGCAGCAGCCUCACGGCGAGCCUCUCGUGCAGAGCGACCCACCAUCUGCUCCGAGUGCGGCAAGGGCUUCAGUCGGAGCAUCCACCUCAUCCAGCACCAGCGAAUGCACACGGGGGAGCGUCCGUUCCUGUGCGGGGAGUGUGGCAAGGGCUUCAGCCAGAGCUCACACCUCAUUCAGCACCGGCGGGUUCACACGGGCCAGAAACCCUACACCUGUGCUGAGUGUGGGAAGAGCUUCAGCCAGAGCUCCAACCUCCUCAAGCACCAGCGCAUCCACACCGGGCUCAAACCCUACGUGUGCAGCGAGUGCGGGAAGAUCUUCAGCGACAGCUCCACCUGCAUCAAACACCAGCGUAUGCACACGGGCGAGCGGCCCUACAAGUGCCCAGCCUGCGGGAAAAGCUUCAGCCAACAUUCCCACCUCCUUCAGCACCAGCGAGUCCAUGAUGGCAUCCGGCCUUACGCCUGCGGGCAGUGUGGCAAACGUUUUGGGCAGAGCUCUGACCUCAUUAACCACGCUCGUACCCACACUGGCGAGAAGCCUUACAAAUGCAGCCAGUGCGGCCGGGGCUUCAGUGGCAACUCCAACCUGAUCAAGCACACCCGCAUCCACACUGGCGAGCAGCCCUACCGCUGCUCCCAGUGUGGGGAAAGCUUUCGGUUCCAGCCCCAGCUGGUGCGCCACCAGAAGCACCAUACAGAGUAGAUAGAUGGUGGAGAGGAGGCGGCCAUGUGGACCAUAGGCAGCUACCUGGUGUUGGGAAGACACACAGCUGGACACCUCAUAUGGGGCAGGAAUUUUGGGGGAGGGAGCCCUCAGAGCCUGUCCCCUUUUCUUCCGGGUAAAUCUGUUUGUGAGCACUGCCCAG
This is a messenger RNA of Tauraco erythrolophus (red-crested turaco), 892 nucleotides long. RefSeq lists its product as uncharacterized. Gene Ontology annotation, biological process: regulation of transcription by RNA polymerase II. Gene Ontology annotation, molecular function: DNA-binding transcription factor activity, RNA polymerase II-specific; RNA polymerase II cis-regulatory region sequence-specific DNA binding. The record is from RefSeq and is a predicted model, not a curated record. NCBI's taxonomy places the organism in Eukaryota, Metazoa, Chordata, Aves, Musophagiformes, Musophagidae.